CGGCCGCACUCAGUCAGUGAGAGUGUGUCGUCGAUGGCGGUGGCCAGGCGGUUGUGCUGCUCCCAGGCCGCCGGCGGGGGGCCCUUGCUGCGGGAGCCGGGGCCGCGCUCCCCGGACUCGCUGCUCGACAUCACCGCCAAGAUCGUCGCCGAGAACAUCCCCUUCCAGCGGAUCGAGGAGCGCUACGACCGCAUCCCCGAGCCGGUGCAGCGCAGGAUCAUCUUCUGGUCGUUCCCGAGGAACGAGCGUGACAUAUGCAUGUACAGUUCGCUGUCGCGAGUGCCGCCUGUUAACGCGGGGGCCGAGCCCCAGAACCUCUCCUUCUGCAAGGGAUUAAAGCUGCUGGAGACCGGGUGCGUCGACAGCGUACUGCAAGUUGGUUUUCAUCUAAGCGGUAUCGUAACCGCGUCCCGGACUUCGCCUCUUCAGACAACGUUGCCUUGUGGAGUUCAAGAGCCACCUCAAAAAUUCAAAGUGUCUGUGAGUUUUGACAGAUGCAAAAUUACCUCUGUGACCUGCAGUUGCGACACGAAGGAUAUCUUCUGGUGUCAACACGUCGUGGCAUUGUCCCUCUACAGAAUUCGGAAUGCGGAGAGCGUCCGGUUGCGGGUUCCAAUUUCAGAAACUCUUUUGCAAAUGGAUCGUCAACAGCUUCAGAAAUUUGUACAGUAUUUGAUAUCGGAGCACCAUACGGAAGUGCUGCCAACCGCCCAAAAACUAGCCGAUGAAAUUUUACAGCAGCGCUCCGAAAUUAAUCAGAUCCCUGGCGCCCCCGAUCCGACCGCCGGCGCGUCAGCGGAUGAUGAACACUCUUGGCAUUUGGACGAAGAACAAGUAUGCGAACAAGUCAAGUCCUAUCUGUCACAAGGCGGUUAUUACAACGCCAACAAACAACUCAACUCGUUAUUUUCAAAGGUGCGUGAAAUGCUACGCGCUCAAGAUUCCAACGGGGCGAGAAUGUUGACGUUGAUUACUGAACAGUUCCUCUCCGAUCCCCGGUUGCAAAUGUGGCGUAACCAAGGUACACCAAUGACUGAUAAAUGUAGACAAUUGUGGGAUCAACUGGGUUCCUUAUGGGUAUGCAUCGUUCUUAAUCCGAAUUGUACCCAACACGAGAAACAGCAAUGGAAAGUACUGUUGGAGAAGUGGACGUUGAUUGACGUCUGUCCGCCCGAAGAUCCCGAUUUUAGGUUACAGGAUCACUCGCAUCGGGAUUCGUAUAUCAGUAGGGACAGGGAUAGGGAUAGAGAUCGGUACUAUCACGAGAGGGAUAGGGACCGGUACGCCGAUAGGGAACGGGAUAGGAGGGAUCGCAGGGAUCGGGACAGGGAGAGGGAAAGAGACAGAAAUCGAGCCGCUUACGAUUCGUCAGAUAGCUCGGAAGACGACGAUGGCGACAGUUCGUACAGUCCUAGAAAUAGUAAACGAUUACGAUUAUCAGGGAGUCAUUCUAAGUCAAGCGUACCAACGUUACCAAGGACAAUUUUUCACAGGGCGUUAGAUGCGGUGGGCAUGUCUUGGGAUAACAUGCACUUAAAAAACAUUUUAUCUAGUGAUACAUACUGUUCACAUGUUCCUGACACAACUAGUUCCGGCAGUUUUAAUUCACAAGGCCAGCCUUUAUGGCACGAACCGAUACCAUUAUGUGCGGCUCGAGUCGACUCCUUGCGUUCCCACGGUCACAUGGAGGCCGCUUUACGACUGGCGGUUUCUGUAGUACGUACGAUGAAGCAACAGCAAUUGGUUGCGCAACGUCGUUGGCACGAGAGUCAGCAAGCCAGCACGAGUAGCAGUAGCAAUAGCAAAUGCCAAACGAGUUGCAAAACGACGCCGUGUACGUCCCGAUGCACGGGGCAGUGUAAUAGCAAGUCGUGUUCGACCACCUCGAACACAGCUCCUGCCAACACGGAUUGUUGGGUGGGACAUCCCUUGGACCCCAUCGGUACUCUUUUCGAUACGCUUGCCGAUUCUUCGAUCAUUCCAGACGACCAAAGGCCUCGUACUCCGAGUUAUCUCGAUAUCGUAGGGAUGGAAGAACAGCACAACAUCAGGCCGAGGUAUCACCAUGUGCCUGUGGUGGGGUCCCGGGACCGGUCCGAAACCUACCUAACUUUGGCGUUCGAAGUGGCUUUGAUCGGUCUAGGGCAACAGAGGAUAAUGCCAGUGGGGUUGUACGCACAGGAGAAGGCGUGCAAACAGGAGGACCGGCUCAUAGCCAAGCUGCAGGAAAUCGAGUUGGAUAACAGUCUCAUAGCCGUGCUUCGACGCCAAGCCAUUAUUCUCCUUGAAGGAGGCCCAACUAGUGGCCUAGGGAUCGGUAUUCACCCUGAGAGUAUUCCAAUGCACACCUUCGCUCGGUUUCUUUUUCUGUCGCUUCUGAGCUGUUACCCGGACCUGGCCUACGAAGUCGGUUUGCGAGCGAUGCGACUCCCCCUGCUGGAGGAGCACGAGGAUUCGGAUGACCCUCUUGGGGGCAAUAGCAGUUCGUUGAUGAUGAGGGGCUCUCCAAGGUGGUUCACUUUGGGUCACAUUGAAACGCAGCAAUGCGCUCUCAGUUCGACGAUGCUCAGUGCGGCCAAGGGCGAAGUUAUGAGACUGCGAACGGUGCUGGAAUCGUCCCAGAGGCAUAUCCACAGUUCUUCCCAUUUGUUUAAACUUGCUCAAGACGCGUUUCGGUUUGCGACGCCUGAGAAUGGACCCAGACAUCCCACCUUGCUGAGUGUGGCCUUUGAGUUGGGCCUGCAGGUUAUGAGGAUGACUUUGUCGUCUCUAAACUGGCGGCGACGUGAGAUGGUGAGAUGGCUGGUGACUUGUGCGACGGAAGUGGGAGUCGACGCGCUUAUUUCAAUUAUGCAGAAUUGGUAUCAGUUUUUUACAGCGACUGAAGCAACCGGCCCUGUUGCUACCACAAUAAUGUCACAUAGUACCAUUAUGCGUCUUAAUCUUAGUUUUAGUCAACAAGAAGAAUUGUCCAGUUGUGCGAGAACGUUAGCUCUGCAAUGUGCAACUAAGGACCCUCCAAAUUGUGCCUUGAACGCGUUGACGUUGUGCGAGAACGAGGCUCUGGCCUUUGAGACCGCUUACCAGAUUGUCGUGGAUGCAGCCUCACACAUCAUGACAUCUUCGCAACUCUUUACCAUUGCCAGAUACAUGGAACAUAGGGGCUAUCCAACCCGGGCCUACAAGCUAGCCAUGUUGGCUAUGAAAAAUGUUCAUCUCGCUUACAAUCAGGAUACCCAUCCAGCAAUAAACGACAUCCACUGGGCGUGCGCCUUGAGCCAUUCGUUGGGCAAAACCGAACUGACAAACAUGAUCCCCCUCCUCGUUAAAAACGUUCAGUGCGCCACCGUGUUGUCGGACAUUCUCCGUCGGUGCAGCAUGACCGCUCCGGGCAUCUCCUGCUCCCAUGCGCCCCCUUUAGAAACCGGAAAACACCAUUCGCAUCCGCACCGGAGUCGAAGCUGCGCUCCCGGAAUCAAGCCACUGUCGUACGACAGACCCCCCUUGCGGCAGCUGCUGGAGGCCGCCGUGGCCGCCUACAUCAACACCACGCAUUCACGGCUAACACAUAUCUCGCCGAGGCAUUACGGCGAUUUCAUAGACUUUUUAACAAAGGCCAGAGACACGUUCGUGUUGGCGCACGAUGGCCACGCGCAGUUUACGCAAUUAAUCGAGAACAUGAAGGUGGCGUACAAAGGCAAGAAGAAACUCAUGUUUCUGGUAAAAGAGAGGUUCGGCUGAUAUAACUUGAAAAAGUGGUACAUGUAGUGUGUGCGUUUUUAACGCGGAUCGCCACGAUGAUGGAAGCCUAGCGGUCUUCAAGCGCCUGUACUAUAUGUAGCUCGCUUCAAUUCUUUUCAUAGUCUAAUCUAACUGGACAAUAUUCAUGAAAUGAGAUUUUUUUCGUAUGUAUUUAUUGACUGUUUAUUCCCCCCUGAACAGACUGAUUUUAUUGUUUUAUGGGCAACCGGGCCAAACUUCACGCUGGUCACGUGAUAAUCAUAAUUAUGUGUAUAUUUUUAGGUAAUAAAUAAGUAAGAGGUCAGCUUGAACUUUGACGGGUUGCACUGGAUCUCAUUUGUACUUGUAGUAUUAUUUUUAUUUUCGUCAGCAUUUCUAUUUUUACGUUUUAGGGUCUCGUAAAUCCAGGAUAUAAAUUGGUAGGAAAGGCAUAACUAGUUUUUCGUAUUUGUGCGCAGCUUGCUUUUUUCUACCGAUGUGUACUUGGGGUUUGCCAAACCUUACGUUUCCUCUGUCCCAUGUCGCUUUUUUAGUAUUUAAUGUUAAUUUGUUUACCAAAGAUUGUUGUUUGUAUAGUAUUUAUGUACAUAUACCGUAAGAGAGACAGUCUCAUUAGUUAAUUGGGAAGCAUACUUGAGGUGCCGUUUGAACUUCCUCGUGCGCCACUCGUUUAUUUCACACCUAUCAAGGGAUGCUUUCCACAAAUACAAGGUAAAUGCUUCCUGUUAUAUUUAUAUAAUACAGUAUAUCAAUAAGUACAAAAUAACUCUAAACACGCAGUCGACCAAGCUGUAGCGCGAUGUCAGCUGUCAUUCCGUAAGCUACCUCUCCGAGCUAAACCUAACAACAUUCAACCGCGCUUUGUUCAUGUUUAGUUUUAUUUUUCAGGUUGGGUGUUUCCAAAUUGACUGAAUUAUACGAGAAAAAUCAAAUCGACCCGCUUAGCUCUCCCGUUUUUAUUUAGAGGCAACCGAUACUUUCGACAAGAUUUCAAAAAAAUACGAAAAUGUAACGUCGCUGCCGCAACAUCUUGUUUUGUUGUUUUUCGUGUCUGUGAUUGAAUCUUUUUAUUUAAUGAUUACGUUCGUCCAGUGCCACUAAAAUAAUAAGUUAGUGAAAAAAACAUCGUUGACUUUUAAGUUUUUUCUUUUGGUAUUAAGGAGAUGUAAAUAUUGACUUGGCCAAAUUGGUACACGUUCCAUUCCAAUAAAAAUGAUUUUAUAUAAUUCGUUGUUGUAUUGUGUUUUUUUGUGUAUAAUAAUCAUUAGGAAAAUGUACAUAUUGCCAAAAACAUUUUAGUUCUUUAUUUGUUAAAAUGCAAUUAUUGCGUUCAGUCUGUCUGUGUAUUAAUAAUUUAUGAUUAUUUUUACGAUAAUAAAAAUAUUUGUAAUUCA
Molecule: messenger RNA, 5135 nt
Organism: Tribolium castaneum (red flour beetle)
Lineage: Eukaryota; Metazoa; Arthropoda; Insecta; Coleoptera; Tenebrionidae
Product: zinc finger SWIM domain-containing protein 4
Exons: 12
Coding region: 34-3741 (1235 amino acids)
Cellular component (GO): Cul2-RING ubiquitin ligase complex
Molecular function (GO): zinc ion binding
Source: RefSeq, a predicted model, not a curated record